Hibiscus syriacus is the source of this 2204-nucleotide messenger RNA. RefSeq names its product kinesin-like protein KIN-10B. The coding region runs from base 180 to 2048 and encodes 622 amino acids. The record is from RefSeq and is a predicted model, not a curated record. Gene Ontology annotation, molecular function: microtubule motor activity; microtubule binding; ATP binding. Lineage: Eukaryota; Viridiplantae; Streptophyta; Magnoliopsida; Malvales; Malvaceae. The transcript has 10 exons. Gene Ontology annotation, biological process: mitotic spindle organization; microtubule-based movement.
AUGAAAAAAAAAGCUGACCCUCUCUCGCAUUUCCCAACGGUCAGAUAUUUUAAAAUUCAAAAUCCCCAAAUCUAAACAAAGUUGUUUCGUGUCUUUCAAACUGCUCGUAUCCGCUCUCUUCAUUUUCUCUAACAUUUCUCAGCCAAUUUUCUUUCUUUCUCCCAAAAUUUUCUGCUUGAAUGGAAACCCAAAGCGUUAAUUUAGGUACUCCCUCGAAACAAGCCACCGUUUCCAAGGUUAGGGUGGUGGUUAGAGUCCGUCCGUUUCUACCUCAAGAAAUUACUGCAAGAAACGGAGACUCAAAAUCCUGUGCUUUCCUUCUUGACCAUCAAGAUAAUGAUUCUUAUGGUGAAGUUUCUAUUCACCUUAAAGAUCCUAAUAGCAGCCGAAGCGAAUGUUAUAGAUUGGACUCUUUCUUUUCCCAAGAAGAUGAUAAUGUCAGAAGGAUAUUCUACGGAGAAGUGAACUCUUUGAUUCCAGGAAUCUUCCAUGGCUUCAACGCCACCGUUUUUGCUUAUGGGGCUACUGGAAGUGGAAAAACGUACACCAUGCAGGGAACAGAAAAGCAUCCUGGUCUAAUGCCUUUGGCCAUGUCUACAAUCUUGUCCAUAUGCCAAAGCACAGGGUGUAUAGCAGAGAUUUCGUACUAUGAGGUCUACAUGGAUAGGUGUUAUGAUCUUUUAGAACUCAAAGCAGAAGAAAUUUCUAUUUUAGACGACAAAGACGGGCGGGUUCAUCUAAGGGGCCUGUCCCGGGUGCCUAUUAAUUCCAUGUCUGAAUUUCAUGAAGUCUUUUCCUAUGGAAUUCAGAGAAGGAAAGUUGCACAUACUGGUCUCAAUGAUGUUUCUAGUAGAAGCCAUGGCGUCCUUGUAAUUGCUGUUUCCACUCCUUGUGAUGAUGGUUCUAGGCCUGUUUUGAUGGGGAAGCUCAACCUCAUAGACUUAGCAGGUAAUGAGGAUAAUAAGAGGACCUGCAAUGAAGGCAUUCGUCUCCAAGAGAGUGCUAAGAUCAACCAGUCCUUGUUUGCUUUGUCGAAUGUGAUUUAUGCAUUGAAUAACAAGCUGCCCCGAGUACCCUAUCGGGAAAGCAAAUUGACUCGAAUACUGCAGGACUCUCUCGGUGGAACUAGCCGUGCCUUGAUGGUUGCUUGCCUGAAUCCUGGAGAGUACCAAGAAUCAGUUCACACUGUUAGCUUAGCAGCUAGGUCUCGUCAUAUUUCAAAUGUUGUUUCUUCAGCUCAAAAACUACAGACACCAAAGGAAAAAAUUGAUAUGGAAGCAAAACUGAAAGCCUGGCUUGAAACGAAAGGCAAGACAAAGAGUGCACAAAGGAUGGGACCAUUUGCUCCUCAAUUCAUGGCCAAAACACCGAGUUCCAUACGUUCUAUGAAGAAGCUUGAUUAUAACAGCUCUUGUAAAGCCCAAAAUUCUAAUGCCAAAGUCAGGGACACAUAUUUGACUACCAGAAAUUUAUUCAAUAAUGGAGGAGUUGAUGUUAAGGAGAUAAUGUUGGAAUCAACUAUGAACUUAGCUGAAGAAUCAUCUACCAAGGGAGAGACUACCACAGUCGAAAAAUCGGUCGAUACAUUUGAAGUAUCUCCAGUUAGUGAGAGGAAAACCGCAAUGCAAAGCCCUCUAAGAAUGGCCUUGAGCCCCAUAAGUUCCAAUAUAAUUCCAGAAUCCAUCAAGGAGCAAUCAACCAAGAAUCAAAUUUCCUUGUCAUAUGAGCCAAAAUCUCCCCAAUCUCCUUCCAUUAUCUUUGCUACCAACAAAUUCCAAACUGUUGGUGACACCCCACUUGAUAAACGUAGCGCAUGGAGUUCUAACUUGAAGAGCACUCUUAUUCAAGAAUAUGUCGAGUUCUUAAAUACAGCUAGCAGAGAAGAACUACUGGGACUAAAGGGUAUUGGAACGAAGAUGACAGAGUAUAUCAUUGAACUUAGAGAAACAUCAACUUUAAAAUCACUAAGUGACUUGGAAAAGAUUGGUCUCUCAUCAAAGCAGGUUUACAACUUGUUCAGCAGAGCUGCAAAAGGAAUUAUUGAGUAAUAUUGAUUUAGUUGAUGGCCUAAUUUGUUUCAUGUACUAUUUCUUGGCCUGUCAGUUCAGAACUCGUAAUAUUCAUGCAGUACAUUCAUUAUAUUGUACUGAUUGUUAAAAAUUUUAGAAGAUGGUUGUAAAAAUGUCAAACUUGUAUCAGAUUUA